Molecule: messenger RNA, 1518 nt
Organism: Mucor mucedo
Lineage: Eukaryota; Fungi; Mucoromycota; Mucoromycetes; Mucorales; Mucoraceae
Product: quinon protein alcohol dehydrogenase-like superfamily
Exons: 2
Coding region: 1-1455 (484 amino acids)
Biological process (GO): ribosomal large subunit assembly
Cellular component (GO): nucleolus
Molecular function (GO): protein binding
Source: RefSeq, a predicted model, not a curated record
AUGGCAGCAAAGAUUAGGCAAAAGAAGCUCGAUGCUAUUGCAGCAGCAGCCAUGCCCAUUGGACAAAAGGUGGUUGCUCAAUUCAAGACUGCCGACGGCGAGACAACUGGACCUCCUCUUAAUUUACCCGCCGAUGCUACACCUGAGCAACUCGAGUUGUUAUUGAAUCAACUUUUGAAUCAGGGUGAAGAUCCUCUUCCUUACUCCUUCCAUGUCAACGAUGAUGAGAUUAUAAAGGAUCUUUGGGUAGAUCGUAAAGAAAAAUCGACCGAAGAUACCUUAACGAUUGUAUAUCAACCACAAGCAAUUUUCAGAGUGAGAGCUGUUUCACGUUGUACAUCUACUUUAGCAGGCCACACCGAAGCGAUUUUAUCAUGUUCAUUCAGUCCCGAUGGCUCUCAAUUAGCGACCGGUUCUGGUGAUUGUACUGUUCGUAUUUGGGAUUUGAAUACGGAAACACCUCGCCAUACAUUGAAGGGACAUGCUGGAUGGGUCUUAAACAUUGCAUGGUCUCCAGAUGGUACAACUUUAGCCUCUGGUAGUAUGGAUAACACAGUUCGUUUAUGGGAUCCCAAGAGUGGUAAGCAAAUUGGCGAUGGAUUAAAGGGUCAUCGUAAGUGGAUCACAAGUUUAGCUUGGGAACCUUAUCAUUUAAAUUCCAAGGCAAACCGUCUUGCCAGUUCUUCCAAGGAUCAUACAGUGCGUGUAUGGGAUACCUCUUUAAGAAGAAUGGUCUUUUCCAUUGCUCAACACACAGCCGCCGUUACUUGCAUUAAAUGGAGUGGCGAAGGUUUGAUUUAUACCGCUUCUCAAGAUAAAACUAUUAAAGUAUGGAACUCAUCUGGUAUGCUUGUCAAAACUCUUGCAGGCCAUGGUCAUUGGGUCAACACAUUAGCUCUCAGUACCGAUUUUGUGCUUAGAACGGGUCCUUUCGAUCAUACCGGUAAGCGUCAUAAGACAGAAGAAGAAGCCCAAGCUGCUGCUCUCGCAAGAUAUAAGACAUUUAAGGGUGCUGGUGCCGAAAGACUUGUUUCCGGUUCUGAUGAUUUCACAAUGUUCUACUGGGAACCUGAGAAGAGCAAAAAACCCAUCACACGUAUGACUGGUCAUCAAAAAUUAGUCAACCAUGUUGCCUUCUCUCCUGAUGGUAGAUUAGUGGCUAGUGCUUCAUUCGAUAACUCUGUUAAAUUAUGGGAUGGUAUGACUGGUAAAUUCAUCGGUAAUUUGAGAGGUCAUGUUGGUGCAGUCUAUCAAGUCAGUUGGUCCAGUGAUUCUCGUUUAUUGAUCAGUUCUAGUAAAGAUAGUACUUUAAAGAUUUGGGAUAUCAGAAAGAUGAAGAUCAAGAUGGAUUUACCUGGUCAUUUAGAUGAAGUGUUUGCUGUCGAUUGGUCCCCUGGAGGAGACAAGGUUGCCAGUGGUGGUAAAGAUAAACAACUCAAGAUUUGGAGACAUUAAAUCAUUUUAAUUUGUACAUUUUUAAAAAUAAUAAAUAUAUUGCUAACAAAAAAAAAAGAAAAA